CGAGCUAUAUGGCAAAAUACAGCCACAAAUGCUGCGCAAUGGUCAAACACUGGAGGAUAAUCAUCCGGCUGCAAUGUUAUCCCGUUUCAAUGCCCCCACCAUGGAUACGGAGAGGCGAGAAAUGGCCGCCUAUGCAACUAUCGCUGCUGCCAAGGCUUUCCGUAAAAAUUUUCAGCACAUAGAUGAAUUGGCCCGCCAAUCGCAUGCACAUAAAAUCUCGUUACGUCGCACGGCGUUGGAAGCCUUAUGUCCGCCCCGUGAUCCACCCUCAUGUAUGCCAGCCUCGGAACGUUAUCGCACCCAUGAUGGCACCUGCAACAAUAAACGUCGACCCCGAUGGGGUGCUGCCCAGAUGCCAUUUAAUCGCUUUCUGCCGCCAGAAUAUGGCGAUGGGGUCGAUAGUGUGCGCAGUUCCACAGAUGGCAGUCCAUUGUCUUCAUCGCGAUUCGUUAGCCUGCUGGUCCAUGGAUCUAGAGAGGGUGAGGCUCCCUUGACAAUAAUGAUAGCCCAGUGGGGACAACUGCUGGAUCAUGAUAUGACCUCAACGGCACAACCACGCUCAAUUAAUGGUUCGAUACCAAGUUGUUGUGGCGGAAAUGACUUUCAUCCGUCAUGCUUUCCCAUCAAGGUGCCACUUGAUGAUCCGUGGCUGGCACCACUCAAGGUGCGUUGCCUGGAGUUUUUGAGAUCAGCUCCGGCCCAGCGUAGGGAUUGUGUGCUAUCUUGGAGGGAACAAACCAAUCAGGUUACCUCCUACAUUGAUGCAUCGCCAAUUUACUCGAACAGUGCCAAAUCUUCGGAUAAUGCUCGCGUCUUCCGUCAUGGCCUGCUAAUCUAUGGUCGUGGUAAUCCCGCCGAGGAUGUGUGUCAGCGUGGAGCCAUUGCCACCAAAUGUAUACGCUCGGGCGAUGGACGUAGCAGUGAGCAACCUGGACUAUUGGCGAUGCAUCAUGUCUGGGUUGGUGAGCACAAUCGCAUUGCAUUGGAGAUAAGUGAACUCAAUCCGCAUUGGAGUGAUGAGAAAAUCUAUCAGGAGACUCGACGAAUUGUGGGUGCCAUGUUCCAACAUAUUACCUAUCGAGAGUUUCUACCAGUAAUCUUGGGUCGUGAAGUGUGCAAACUGUUUGAUCUGGAUCUCUUGUCGACAGGAUACUAUGAGGGCUACGAAGCAAAGGUUAAUCCAACUGUAGCCAAUGCCUUUGCAGCAGCUGCCUUUCGUUUUGGUCAUUCUCUGGUGCAAAAUUCUUACACACGAUGCGAUCGUCAUCACAAUGUCAUCAAUAAUAAUGUUAGCCUUCAUGAGGAGUUCCAGAGUGGAGACAUUGGCUCAGCUGGCUCUUUGCAUCGUCUACUCCGUGGAUUGGCCACCCAACGUGCUCUGAAACGGGAUGAGUUUAUUACACCCGAGUUGACCAAUCAUCUUUUCCAAACGUCUGGUUUCCCCUUUGGUCUGGAUUUGGCUGCCAUUAAUAUACAACGUGGACGAGAUCAUGGCAUAGCUCCCUAUACCUCUUGGCGUGUGCCCUGUGGCCUGAGUCCCAUACAUAGUUGGGAUGAUUUCGCCAAUGUGGUGGGUCCAGAGUCGGCAAAGCGUAUUGGUCAUGCAUAUCGGAGUAUUCAUGACAUUGAUCUCUUUGUGGGUGGAAUUGCCGAACGUCCUGUGGUCGGUGGAUUGGUUGGACCCACUUUUGCCUGCAUCAUUGCCCAACAAUUUAGCAAUGCGCGUCGCGGGGAUCGCUUUUGGUAUGAAAAUGCAGGCUUCGAGAGCUCAUUCACGCCAGCCCAAUUACAUUCUCUGCGCCGUGUAUCAUUGGCUCAGGUUCUGUGUCGUGCUGUGGGUGGUGGCACCUUUCAACCGCACAUUUUUAUACCAGCCGAAUUUACGGACAAUGAACGUCAAACCUGCGGCACUGGUGUCUUAUCGCCAAUUGAUCUUAGCCCUUGGCUUGAGCAAGAUCCGUUUGCGGCACCGGCACCGUCAGCGGCACAAGCUGAUCAGGUUUUCAAUAUCAUUAAAGAGGACAAGGCUGGCUUCUCGAAUCGCAUAAAGCCGGUUAGGCCGCCCCAGGUGGAGUUCAGUGCCAAUUCGGCGAAUGGUAUCCAGCGACCAGCGCCAACGACGAAUAGCAAUGCCAGUAAAGUUAGUGACAAACUCGAUCUAAAACGCAAGACUAUCCCGACGAUAACAACACAGACAAACAACAACAAUAGACGCAAGACAACAGCGACCCAAAAGCCAGUGAAUGGUAUUAACAAUAAACUGGACAAAUCUCCCAAAAUAACCAUAAAUAUUAAGAAUAUCAAUAUACGAAAACAAGAUGGAACAACGCCUAAGCGCAAAGUGAUUAUAAAUAAUGUGCCCAUCGAAUUGAGAAGCGCUGUAAACGGAAAUGCAACAAACGCGGACGAUGAGACCGAAACAGAUCCGACUAUGGACGAUACAGAGAGUGAACCGGAAGUGGACGACGACAAAGAUCUACUAGAAUCAAGGGCUGAUGAUAUGGAGUUAGAGACGACAGAGCAAACUAUACCAACAACUACGACUAGACGAGAACUAGACCCAAAUGAGACGUCGACAAAUGCCAACGACUUACGAGAACUACGUAGUCUAACUGACUCCAAGACACCAGACUUUCGACUAUUGCACUUGAUACGUAAUCAUACAACUUUACAGACUUCAUCUACCACGUCCAUUAGCAUGGCACGAUCGACUCGAACUACCCAGUUUCCGAAAUUCCAGAAGACAACAACCAAACGUGUCCAAGAGCUACGAAGUCAAUACCAAAGUAGACCCAUCUAUACGAGACCACAGAAGGUUGUGGUCAAUGGACCAAAUGCCGAUCAGUACGAGAUUGAAAUCAAUAUUAGACAAACGAACAAGAGUCCUGUGACGCGACCAUUGACACCAGAAUAUGCUGACUAUACGACAGUUUACAAACCCUUUAACAACAACCACAACAACAACUACGACACCAACUAUGCACCACAUUAUGUGGAUUAUGCCAGCACGACGACAAUCUCACCCAAUUACGGUUACUAUGGACAAAAGUUGACAAAACCACCGACCAUUAUCUAUCUGAACGAUAACGAUGACAGACGACAGACCACGACAAGAGCUCCGAAUAUAUUUCAGAAUUUUUUGACUUUUGCGACAAAUGGUUUCAAUCCGAAUCCAAAUGCCAAUCGACGACCGACGACGGCGCGUCCAAGUGUAGAGCGUCCGCAGUUUAAUUCGUAUGUGAUCAAUAGUCCACUUAGUGGCCACGGCUCUAGCAUUUCUUCCUCCCCCUCGCCGUAUGCACCCAGACCACCUUCAGUGCCGUCGGUGUCCUCUUAUCCAGUUUCGAGUAGCUCACAAAUAGGUGGAAAUCCACAAUCAGGUUAUCUUCAUGCCUCGAGCAGUGCCGUGAGUGCAGGUCAUUUUGGCACUAUAUCCGGAGUGGCUAGUGCAAAUGGGGCCGACAGUACAUUCAGCUUCAAUAUAAGACCACGACCUUCGAAUCCGCAAACGAUUCACAGCCCAGCCAACUCCUAUGGCCUGGCAUCACAAUCACCCUACAAGCCAGACUAUCCGUACGGACAAAGCGAACUUUACUAUGACCGCGAAAUAAGUCCAGACAAUCCGAAUCCGAGUCCCUUUUCCACUUCCGUAGCGAGACCGCACACUCAGACGUAUUUUGGACGGACACCCGAACUGAAGGAGGCCAACAAUAACGAACUAACCAAUCCCGAUCACAAACUGGACAUACAAGACUAUGACUAUCUGACACGUAAUCUAGCCAAUGUCACCGAGGAUCAGAGCAAAGAAGAGGACAGUAAAGAGCCCGACGACUAUACAUACGAUGACGACGAACCCAACAAUAACUUGGAGGCACAGGUCUCGCCAAAGAAUCAACUUCAGUUGGACAAAUCAAACGACAUGACGAACUCAACCAGUAACUCCACACAACUGGACGACAAUUAUGUUUUACCCGUGCUAAAGAACAAUACCUUGACCAAGUAUGUGACAGAAAUGCCCAAGCCCAUAGUGUCGACUCCCUCCUCAUCGCGUAGUUCGACCAAUAGCAAGGUGACAGUUUUCCCUGACAGCUUGGCCAAGCAAUUGGCCAAUGGUAUUUUAGCCGACACAGAUGACUACGACGACAGGACAUUAACGGAAACUGGGUCAUUAAAAAAGCAAGCCACAAAGUUAGCCCAAUUGGCAAAUGUGGCUUUUGCUCCAAUCACAGUGCUAACUAAACCAGACAGACCCGACAACUGGGUGAUCUAUAAUAAGGCUAGUGAAGAACCACCUUUGCCCCAACCGCCAGUUGUUAGCAUGGAGGAUGUGGCGCCCACAGGAGAAGUUCCAACACCCAUUAAAAGGCUACAAAAUGCUCAACCUAAGCCAACUAUUAAGUUAGACACAACAACCACAACGUCAACUGCGGCAGAUGUUGGAGUAAAGUCAGAUCUAAGUGAAACAACUACAACUCAAAUUCCAACGACAGAAGAAGCAACAUCAAUCUCUGCUAGUAACUAGUAUGCCAAAUUAGUCUAUACUAAAUCUAUGUACACUAUUUAUUUAUUGCCCAAUUCACUUGAAAUA
Messenger RNA from Drosophila willistoni, 4588 nucleotides. RefSeq lists its product as uncharacterized. Bases 29 to 4522 code for a protein of 1497 amino acids. Gene Ontology annotation, molecular function: heme binding; peroxidase activity. Gene Ontology annotation, biological process: response to oxidative stress. The transcript has 7 exons. The record is from RefSeq and is a predicted model, not a curated record. Lineage: Eukaryota; Metazoa; Arthropoda; Insecta; Diptera; Drosophilidae.